CAAGAAUUUUAGCUGCAGACACACAGACAAGUCUGGACUGCAGUCCUGGAGCGAGCUACAGUGCUGCACAAAUCUUGGUUUAUAUAAAGCUGUAAAGUUUUUGGAAAAGGUUACCUGGAUGCUACUGGGCACGUGAGCCAGCCAGCCAGUGUCCUGCUCACCUGUGAGUGAAGCUGGUCUUUGGGACAGGAUUAUGCUUCAGGAGAGCUGAGUUUUGCACCUUUUCACAGAGAAAAGAUGUGGCACUGGACUUUGGUGGCCGUGGUGUUGCUGUCCCUCCCAAACAGAUCCACAGCUCAGGGCACGUGUAAUAAUGUCGGUGCAGCGGAUAUCGUGUUUCUGGUGGACGGGUCAUCCAGUAUCGGCCGUACCAACUUCGCUCUUGUGAAGAGUUUCAUGGCAGGGAUCAUCAGACCCUACGCCAACGCAGUGGGAGCUACCGGCGUCCGGGUCGGAGCUGUGCAGUACAGCGACACAGCAAGGGUGGAGUUUACCUUCACGACGUAUCUCAGCGGUACGGAGCUGCUGAGUGCCAUAGAGAACCUCAACUACAAAGGAGGAAACACUCGCACCGGAGCCGGGCUGAAGUACAUAGCAGAUAACUUCUUCAACCCCAGAACCAGCAGAGAUGUGCCCAAGCUUGCUAUUCUCAUCACAGAUGGGAAAUCUCAGGACAAUGUUCAGAAUCCUGCUGAGAAACUGCGCAGCUUAGGAGUCAAGAUAUUUGCUGUCGGAAUAAAGAGUGCAGAUCAGAGAGAACUGGAGCUCAUCUCAUCACCUCCUCAAAGUGAAUUCACCUCCUUUAUUGAAAAGUUUAAGGAUCUCAGCUCUCUUCUGCCCACGCUGUCUCCACGUGUCUGCUCGGUGUCCGGUGGCUCCUAUUUGAGCGACGCUGCCUUCAGCAGCCCGGCUGACUUGAGGUUUACAGACGAGACGUCUAAUUCGAUUCGGUUCCGGUGGACGGCUGCAGGAGGCCCUGUAACGAGCUACCUGGUCCAGUACACUCCGCUGUCUGGUCUGGGUCAGCCAGUAACAGCAGAGAUGCGACAGGAGACGGUGCCAGCCAGUCAGCAGACUUACCUGGCCCAGGAUCUGCACUCAGGCACGGACUAUUUGGUGUCUGUUAUCGCCCAGUACCCCAACAGCGUGGGCGAGUCUGUGUCUGCCAAGGCUCGAACUAGGUCUGUGCAGGGCGUGGCCACGCUGCGGUUGGUACAGGCAGGGUUCUUUACUUUAGCUCUGGCAUGGGACCCUCCUUCUGGAUCUUUACGUGGCUACAGGAUUACAUAUGUGCCCAGAGGCGAGCCUGCGUCCUCGCUGCGGGAGCAGACGCUUGGGGCGGAGGCCAGUUCUGUCACGUUGGACAGUCUACAGGCGGACACCGAAUACAUGAUCAACCUGUAUCCUCUCUUCCCUCGGGAUAAUGUUGCACCUACUACACUCACGGCCAGCACAUUGCGUUUACAAGGAGUUCAACAGCUCUCUGUUGUCACAACCUCAAACAACAGUGUUGAAAUGCGUUGGCAAGGAGUGCCUGGCGCCAGAGGGUACAGGCUGGUCUGGGGCCCGUUCGUAGGACGUGAUGUAGAGACUGUAGAGGUGAGCGGUGACAGUGAAGCUCACACACUGGUGAACCUGCAACCAGACACGGAGUACAUCGUCACUGUUAUUGCUCUGUAUAAUGGAGAAACGGAAGGACCAGCAGCAAAUGCACGCUUUAAGAUAGAGCGAGUAGAGCAGCAGGUUUUGAGGGCUGUUACAACAGGACCCUCCAGCAUCCUGCUGACCUGGAACUUCAUCGCAGCAGCUAAGGGCUAUCGACUGGAGUGGAGGAAAGAAGGAGCGAGCAGCAGGGUUCACACGCAGACCUUCCCUCAGGGUACCACAAGAUACGAGAUAAAAGGUCUUCAGCCGAGUACGGAUUAUGUCAUAACUCUGUACACGCAGUACGAUGGACGGGAGGAGCCCACACCAGCGCUGCCUUUGGUUGGUCGAGUCUCCAACCUGCGAGUGGUGGAGAUCUUUGGACGCACCGUACAGCUGGCGUGGACCGGGGUUGCCAGGGCAACGCAAUACAACAUCAUUGUCCAGAACACCAAGUCUGGGUCAGAGGUAAAACGCAGUGUUGUUUAUGGAAAUCAGACGACGUUUGACCUCCAUGACCUUACAGGAGGCGUUUCUUACUCUGUGAGUGUGAAUGCCUUGGUGGGCUACAGUGAGGGACCUCCUGCAACCAUCUACAUCACACCAGACUUUACAACAACACAAAUCCCGAGCAAGGUGACGAACCUGCGUCUCGUAAACAUCAACAGUCGACGAAUUCGGAUCGCAUGGAACGUGGUCACCGAGGCUACGGGGUACAGAGUCACCUGGAGACAAGGCAACAAUCCGGAGCAGUUCCGUGAGCUUGGCGCAGACAUUACUUCCUACACUAUAGAACGAUUACAGCCUGAUGAAUCUGUCAUUGUGGGCGUGGCUGCUGUGAUUGGCAGUCAGGUCGGGGACGUGGUCACUCUCUCCACCAGGACAAAUGGCUACAUUGGGACAGUCACAGGUUUACAGCUUACUGACGUUGGUUCCACACAGAUUCGCAUAUCUUGGAAUCCUGUAUCCAGAGCAACGGGAUACAAAAUCACCUGGCAGCAUAGUGACGGAACGGGAGACUCUCAGAUCAUAUCUUCUGGCGUCAGGUCCUACACCAUCAGCAGGUUACAGCAAAGCGCCUCCUACAGAAUAUCUGUCUCUGCUCUGAUUGGCUCUCGUGAGGGACCAGCUGCCACUCAGAUCGCCAGGACGGAGGAGGGUGUGGUCGGACCUGUUACUAACUUACACCAAGAGCCUCGAGGGGAGGUGGUACGGAUCAGCUGGGUCGGAGUUCAGGGGGCAACAGCGUACAGGGUGAUAUGGAGGAGAUCGGAUGGUGGACAGGAGCGGACUCAGCUGGUUGGUGGCAAUGUCACUUCAGUGGAUCUGAGACAACUGGAAGGAGGAGUUCAGUAUGACGUUCAGGUCGUGGCUCUGGUCCAGAACAGGGAAGGACCUCCAGUUUCUGUCAAGGUCACCACAGGACCGUAUGAGGACCGACCACAGGAAGUGCGUGUUGAACAGUUAGCUCCAGGAUCACUGCGUGUUGUUUGGAGAGCAGUAAGAGGAGCUGAUGGAUACAGAAUCUACUGGAGCUCCUCACAAGGUGAAACCGAAUCGAGUCGUCUGAUCGAUCGAGACGCGACCUCGUACACGUUAGAAGGUCUCCGUCCUGGAUCGAGUUACAUCAUCCGACUGGCUGCCGUGUUGAAUGGCAGAGAAGGUCACCCUGUUACCAUCACACAGUCCACUGGUCCACAGCAGUCUGUGACGGACCUCAGGGUGCUAGACAUUACCCAGAAUUCUGUACUGCUGGCGUGGAACCCGUUAUCAGGUGCCACCGGAUACAGAUUGAGCUGGCAGGAUGAAAGAGAUCCAGGUAGCAUCCAGUCGCUCACUCUCCCUGAUACGACGAGCUCGUUCCGUGUGACGAGUCUGAGACUGGGUCAUCGGUACCGUUUCAUCGUUCAGCCUGUGUUCUAUGAUUACCCUGGCCUCGAGGCUGUCAUGGAAGAGCACACAGUGUGUGUGGGUGGGCGUUUGGAUGUGGUGUUCCUGGUCCCCGCCACUCGUGAUCACUCUGCUUUAAAGGAGUCCAUUUUGUCACUACUUGCAAGUGCUGCCAGAUCUCUCCCCUCCAUUGGAGCCCGGGAGUCACAGGUGGCGGUGGUGGUCUACGGUGAUGAACCCAGAGUGCGCUUUCUCCUCAGUCAUCAUAGCAGCAGCGAAACACUGCUGAGGGAAAUUCUCACCACCCCAUUUACUGAUAGACCAGGAAAUAAUAUAGGUCAAGCCUUGACGUUUACACGACAGUUUCUGUUGAGCACAAGUGCUGGUCGAAGGCCUGGCGUUCCGGGCGUGGUCGUUAUCAUCACUGAUGGGACAUCUGAAGAUGAUAUCCGGCGUCCUGCGACUGCACUUCGGGAUUCUGGUGUGGCGGUGCUGGCUGUUGGAGUCGGGCGUGCGAACUCGGAGGAGCUGCUGUUGGCGGUUACAGACAGCAGCCCUCAGAAUCUGCUGCAGGCUCGGGAUGAAGAUGAUCUCUACAGACUCCAAUCUGAACUCGCAGAUCGUCUCUGUGGCAUCGCAAGAGGAACUGCUGUACCAGGUCCUGGACCUUCAGAGUGUACUGUUCACUGCCCACAGGGUCCAAAAGGGGAGCCAGGACAGAAGGGUGAGAGAGGAAGUGAUGGAAUUCCUGCGAGGAAAGGAGAACCUGGUCGUGAUGGCGCACCUGGUCGCGAGGGCCCCAGAGGACCCGAGGGACCUGCUGGUCCUCCAGGACCAUCAUCAAGAGGAGAAAAAGGAGAAAGUGGAGUUCCAGGGUUGCAGGGGAAUCCAGGCGUUCCUGGUCGUUCAGGAAACCCCGGUGUUGCAGGACCUCCUGGCUUACAGGGAUUACCUGGAGUCAGAGGAGACCCUGGAGAAUCUGGUGGUGUCGGUUUGCCGGGAUCAAAGGGACAGAAAGGUGAUCGGGGUGAACCUGGGUCUGUUACCGGAGGCUUUACGGGGCGCAAAGGAGAGCCGGGUCUACCUGGGAUACCUGGCACUCCAGGGCGAGCAGGCAUAGACGGGGAAAAGGGAGAGCCAGGAGUUCCUGGGCUGCCAGGACAAAAUGGCCACCCUGGAGUAGCGGGUACACCUGGGCUCUCGAUAAAGGGUGAGAAAGGAAAUCGUGGGGAACCAGGCAUUCCUGGAGUGGGCAGUGGGGCAGCAGUUAAAGGAGAAAAAGGUGAUCCGGGAGAGGGCAGAAAGGGCAGUCCAGGACCUCCAGGGAUUCAAGGAGAGCCGGGUGACCGGGGUCCGAGAGGUCCUCCUGGUGAAAUAGGAAGCAAGGGAGACCGUGGGCAGACUGGAGCACCCGGACCACAGGGUGACAAGGGUGACAGAGGACCAGUGGGUCCAGCAGGGUAUAAGGGUGAUCUGGGUAGAACGGGACUUCCAGGACCCCAAGGGCCCAGGGGUUUGCCAGGUGAAAAUGGACUUCCAGGGGAAAAGGGAGCUACAGGAGCGAAAGGAGAACCGGGUGGUGGCCCGGGUUUCCUCGGAAAGAAAGGAGAGCAGGGUCCGAGAGGAGCUCCAGGUCCUGAGGGUCCUGCAGGCGAAAAGGGAGAUCCAGGACAGAAAGGAGAAAGGGGUUUUCCUGGGGUAGGAGCACCUGGUCAGCUUGGACCUAAGGGGGAGCAGGGUGAUCGGGGUCCUGCUGGACUUACUGGAAGAGCUGGCGCAAAGGGAAACCAGGGUGAACCAGGAGAGAGAGGAGAGGCGGGAAAUCCUGGGCCUGCAGGUCCACCCGGACACAGAGGGAAAGAUGGCCUGAAAGGUGACAAAGGAGAAGAUGGGAUUCCGGGGGAAACCGGCUUGCCUGGUAAACCAGGAGAACGGGGACUGAGGGGUGUUCCAGGACAAACAGGUCAACCAGGAGAAAAGGGAGACUUCGGUGAUCCUGGAGAGCAAGGACGAAAUGGUUCUCCAGGGCCUGUGGGACCACGAGGACAAAAGGGAGAUCAGGGGAACCCAGGUCCCCCAGGGCCCCCUGGAGAUGCGGGAGAAGGACACGCUCUUCUCAAGGGAGACAGAGGAGAAAAGGGAGAACCCGGUGACCCCGGGGAACACGGUAGUAAAGGUCAACAAGGACAACCAGGAAUACCAGGCACUCCAGGAUUACGGGGUGCUGAGGGUCAGCGUGGACCAGUAGGAGCCAGAGGAGAUCCAGGAGAGAGAGGAAGUCCAGGAGAGAAGGGAGAAAGAGGAGCUGCUGGAACAGACGGACGUCCUGGUCAGGAUGGGAAACCUGGGCCGCCUGGACCCCUCGGGUUAAGGGGUGAUCCUGGGAAAACAGGGGAACCUGGCAGAGAUGGUUUAGUAGGACUCCGAGGACCUCAGGGGCCUCCAGGGCCUGUAGGACCUCCAGGAGCUGCAGGCACACCUGGUAAACCAGGAGAGGAUGGAAAACCUGGAUCUCCAGGAAAAGUGGGUGAAGAUGGUGUUCCUGGUGAGGAUGGCAGGAAGGGCGAAAAAGGAGAAUCAGGACCCCAAGGAAGAAAUGGUCAGGAUGGGCUGAAGGGGGAUCGGGGCAUUGCAGGACCCACUGGCCCCAUGGGUCCUUCUGGACCACCAGGGGCCCCCGGGAACAUUGGACCUCCAGGACCGGUGAUAUAUCUUAAAGGGGCUGACCAAGCACCUAUCCCAGGACCCCAAGGGCCACCAGGAGCUCCUGGAAUACCUGGGGUUCCAGGAGUUGCAGGAACUAGGGGUGAGAGAGGACCACAAGGAGCAAAAGGAGAUCUGGGAGAUCCAGGAGAAGACGGCUCACCUGGUAAACCAGGGACUUCAGUGGAUGUGAAGAGAGCACUUUCAGAUUUUGGCAUCGAGAUCAGGGAUCUACAGAUGAUGAAGGAAAUCGUAGAACGAACAGAUGAAGGACCAAAAGGGGAUAAAGGAGAUUCAGGACCACAAGGCCCUCCUGGUGCAGAUGGUCCUCGAGGGUUUCCAGGAGAGCGAGGACAAAAAGGUGAUCAUGGUGAGAAGGGGUCUUCUGGUCCUCCAGGCCCUACAGGCAGAGCUAUUGGAGAAAGAGGCCCAGAGGGUCCUCCUGGACAGGCAGGUGAGCCUGGCAAACCUGGCAUACCUGGAGUACCAGGACGAGCUGGAGAAAUCGGAGAAUCUGGCAAGCCUGGAGAUAAGGGAGAGAGAGGAGAGAAGGGAGAGAGAGGAGAGAUGGGUAGACCUGGGCUAAACGGUAUAACAGGACCUCCUGGACCGAAGGGCGAUUCCAUAGUUCAGUCUGUUCCUGGUCCACGGGGUCUGCCAGGACCUCAAGGUAUUAAAGGAGAGGAUGGUGCUCAAGGAGUUCCUGGACCUAAAGGCGAGCGGGGGGUAACAGGUUUCCGUGGAGAGAAGGGUGAUAGAGGAGAAGUAGGGGAGAAGGGCAGAGACGGCCUCCCUGGUUUAGCUGGAGAACCUGGAACACCUGGACAGGAUGGAAAGCCGGGCUUGCCUGGGUUCCCAGGAGUAUUGGGCAGACCGGGAAACCCUGGAGAACCAGGAAUUCGAGGGCCAUCUGGACCAGUGGGCCCCAGUGGACCUCCAGGACCACCAGGUGUGAAGGGUGACCAUGGACAGCCUGGAGUUGGAGUUCAAGGCCCUCCAGGACCACAAGGCAUCCGAGGAUUGCCCGGACUUACAGGCACACCAGGAGCUAUUGGUCCACAAGGACCUCCAGGGCUGCCAGGACAAACGGGAGAAGCAGGAAAGCCUGGGGUUCCUGGUAGAGAUGGCAUACCUGGAAAGGAAGGAAUACCAGGCUUACCAGGAAAACAGGGUAUUUCUGGACUGGUGGGACCUCCAGGACCAAAAGGCGAGCAAGGGGACAGUGGGCCACCUGGAAAAUCAGUAGCUGGACCGCCUGGAGUGAGGGGUGAGCGGGGUCCUCCUGGUGAAACACCGCAUGGAGUAGCAGGAGAGAGAGGCUUACCUGGAUUGCAGGGUAUUAAAGGAGAUAAAGGACCAGCUGGAAUCAAAGGCGACAAAGGUUCACAUGGCGAUCCAGGGGAACCUGGUGAAAAUGGACAAAGAGGAGCACCAGGGCCUAAAGGAGACAAAGGUGAAGCAGGUGUUGGAAUAAUUGGACCUCCAGGCCAAUCUGGACCUGCAGGAUUAAAGGGUGAUCCUGGUCUCCCAGGCCCUCCAGGCCCACCUGGACCUCAGGGUCUAUCAGGAAGACCAGGACUCGCUGGCCAAAGAGGGGAAAUAGGCCAGCCGGGAAAUCCAGGACCUCCAGGAGACAGGGGUCUGCAAGGCUUCAUUGGUAAAGCAGGAAACCCAGGGACGCCUGGUAAUCCUGGACCACCUGGAACUCCGGGUAGUGCAGGUUCACCCGGGCUUAAAGGCGAUAAAGGUGAAGUUGCUGUAGGACUACCAGGACCGAGAGGAGAGAGAGGAGAUCCUGGGCCUCGGGGAGAAGAAGGACGGCCUGGAAUGGAUGGAGACAGAGGUCCUCCGGGAUUUCCAGGUGGCAAAGGAAUCAGAGGAGAGAAGGGUGAAGCAGGACCUCAAGGAGAGAGAGGAGAGAAGGGUGAAACUGUGUUGGUGGGGGGGCCUCUGGGGGAGAAAGGCAACAAGGGCGAAACGGGAGAAAGAGGUGCUAAAGGAUUACAAGGUGAAAAGGGUGUUAAAGGUCAAGAAGGACCACCAGGGGCACAGGGUCUGCGUGGAGAGCCUGGCGAGAGGGGGUCACCUGGGUUUCAGGGUGCUCGUGGUCCAGGAGGACAGAAGGGAGAAGCAGGACUACCAGGAGUUCCAGGAGAACCUGGUAUACCUGGGAAAGAUGGCCUCCCUGGUAUGAGAGGAGAGAAAGGCGAGAUUGGAGUCAUGGGUAUCCGAGGACCGAAGGGAGAUCGUGGAGCCAAAGGAGCCUGCGGACCAGAGGGACAAAAAGGAGAGAGAGGGGAUGCUGGAAUGAACGGCAGAUCAGGUUUACCUGGAAGAAAAGGAGAGCCGGGUGAUGUGGGAUCUCCAGGAACUACAGGAGCCCCGGGGAAGGAGGGGAUCAUCGGCCCCAAAGGUGACCGAGGUUUUGAUGGUCUUAUGGGACCAAAGGGAGAACAAGGAGAAAAAGGUGAACGGGGCCCUCCUGGCAUCCCUGGCCCACCAGGUCCCCGAGGUGUCGAUGGGCCCACAGGCCUAACGGGUCCUCAGGGUCCUGCUGGAGUUAAAGGUCCUGAAGGACUGCAGGGACAGAAGGGCGAACGAGGUCCUCCAGGCCCAGUUUCGGUCGGCCCUCGUGGUGUUCCAGGAAUCCCAGGAGAGAGAGGAGAACAGGGAGAAAUCGGUCUUGAUGGAGAGAAAGGAGAUAAAGGAGAGCCGGGCAUGACGGAGGACGAGAUUCGAGCUUAUGUUCGAUCUGAGAUGAGCCAGCACUGUGCCUGUGGAGGUAAGUGA
Messenger RNA from Neoarius graeffei (lesser salmon catfish), 9027 nucleotides. It is a transcript of the gene col7a1, whose product is annotated as collagen, type VII, alpha 1. The record is from RefSeq and is a predicted model, not a curated record. NCBI's taxonomy places the organism in Eukaryota, Metazoa, Chordata, Actinopteri, Siluriformes, Ariidae. The transcript has 115 exons. Gene Ontology annotation, molecular function: protein binding. Bases 238 to 9027 code for a protein of 2929 amino acids.